This is a messenger RNA of Aplysia californica (California sea hare), 3259 nucleotides long. Its product is annotated as multidrug resistance-associated protein 1. Gene Ontology annotation, biological process: transmembrane transport. Gene Ontology annotation, cellular component: membrane. NCBI's taxonomy places the organism in Eukaryota, Metazoa, Mollusca, Gastropoda, Aplysiida, Aplysiidae. The record is from RefSeq and is a predicted model, not a curated record. Gene Ontology annotation, molecular function: ATP hydrolysis activity; ABC-type transporter activity; ATP binding.
AUGGCCGCUGGAUCGGAAAAGCGAGAGGAAAGAGUUCCCGCCCCUGCCAGGUACAUUAAGACGUCACCCUCAGAGACCAACGGUCAAGCCAACGGCACGUCCAACGGUCACUAUCACGUGACAGAGCCUCAUCAGUCUCUGACGAUGAACAACGAGUCCCGUAAGAAGUACACGGCAGGGGAGAUAAUCAUGAUGGUCUCCGUGGACGCGCAGAGGGUGCAGGAAGUCUUCCGGGUCUUUGUCCUGCUUGCCGGCACUCCCAUACAACUCAUCGUAUCAGCCGUAAUGUUAUACUACACUAUCGGGAUCUCUAUCGUGGCUGGCAUCGUCUUCUUGCUCCUCCUCAUCCCCCUCAACUCUCUGCUGGGCUCUCAGCUGAGGAAACUACAGGCCAUGAACAUGAAGCUCAAGGACAGAAGGGUGAAACUCAUCACUGACGUUCUCAGCGGCAUCAAGGUGCUGAAACUUUACGCGUGGGAAGAGUCUUUCGAGGAGAAAAUCUCCGAAAUUCGGAGUCAAGAGAUGAAAGUUCUGCGGCGUUUGGCGUACUUUAGAAUUGGGAUUCAGCUCAGCAACUGGAUGACACCAUUUUUGAUUACCCUGGCCACCUUCGCCUGCUACAUCCUGAUCUCUGACGACAGCCACCUUGACCCGGCCACCGUGUUCGUGUCCUUGACCUACUUUGACAUCAUGAGGAUGCCCUUUGUCAUCAUCACCAACAUCAUCACUGGCACCGUCAUGGCGAGUUUGUCUGCCCUUUUUCCGUCGUUGGUCCCAACAGAAUCUUGGAUUUUAGGAAGUUUUAGUUUUAGUAGAGGGUUUUGCGGCGCUGCAAUGGUGUCCUUAAAACGAAUCAACAAAUUUCUGUACGGAGAAGAUUUGGACAACUAUGUUGGAGCAAACCCCGAGGGAGUGACAGAAUGUGUUAAUCUUACUUUCACAGUUGUGUCAACGACACAUAAAUUAUGCUCCUCUCGUCUUCAGUGUGUCAAUGACACCUAUGUUCCUCUCGUCUUCAGUGUGUCAAUGGAGGUCGCCAAAGGCAGUCUGACCAUGGUGGUGGGCCGUGUGGGGUCCGGGAAGUCCUCCCUGCUCUCUGGACUGCUGGGGGAGCUCAUGUGUUUGUCGGGGUCUGUGGACGUGAAGGGCUCCAUCGCGUACGUAGCCCAGCAGGCGUGGAUCCAGAACGGGACGGUCAAGAACAACAUUCUGUUCGGCAGUCCGCCCAACGAGGCUCGCUACAGGGCGGUGGUCAAGGCGUGUGCUCUGGACAGGGAUCUCAGCAUACUGCCCUCUGGCGACAGGACCGAGAUAGGCGAAAAGGGUGUGAACUUGAGCGGCGGACAGAAGCAGCGAAUCGCCCUGGCCCGGGCAGUGUAUAGUGACAUGGACCUGUACCUUUUGGAUGACCCCUUGAGUGCUGUGGACGCCCAUGUGGGGAAACACAUCUUUCAGCACGUCAUUGGGCCGGAGGGUUUGCUCAAGGGAAAGAUGUUCUACCUGCCAACAGCGAGACAACUCAAGCGCAUGGAGAACGUUUCUAAGUCUCCCAUCUACUCGCACUUUGGCGAGGCUGUGGGCGGGGCUUCCACCAUCCGAGCUUUUGGCCACUCCCACCGCUUCCUUACCGAAUCACAGGCCAAGAUUGACAACAGCGUGUCACGGAGUCUGAUGAUGUACAGCUGUUCAAAGUGGGCAUUGUGGGAAGGACUGGCGCCGGGAAGUCCUCGCUGACUUUGGCCUUGUUCCGAGUCCUGGAGGCCAGCAGCGGGAGCAUCCUGAUUGAUGACGUCAACAUCGCUGACCUUGACCUUUACGAGCUGAGAGCCAAGCUCUCCAUCUUACCGCAGGACCCCGUCUUGUUCACUGGCACACUGCGCAUGAACCUUGACCCCCAUGACGAGUACAGUGACGCAGACGUGUACCGCGCCCUGGACCAGGCGCUUCUGGGAGACUUCGUCAGGUCGUUCGCUGACGGCAUCGAGCUGGAGGUGGGCGAGGAGGGCAAGAAUCUAAGCGUUGGUCAGCGACAGUUGGUGUGCCUGGCCCGGGCACUGCUCAGAAAGAACAAGAUCCUGGUCCUGGAUGAGGCAACAGCCGCAGUGGACGUCCAGACAGACGCUUUUAUACAGAGUCCUAGUGAUGGAGGCUGGCGAGGUGGCCGAGUUUGCCCCUCCGCGGGAACUGUUGGACAACCCGGAGUCUCUCUUCUACAGUCUGGCCACAGAGGCCAAGCUUAUCUAGGGCACUGGACUGGCACACGGCUGGCAUCUGGCAUCUGACAUCUGGCAUCUGGCAGGCUGACAUCUGACAUCUGGCAUAGUAACUUAUCUGGGACCGUGGGCUUGCAAGCUGACAUCUGGCAUAUGACACUAGCUUAUUUGGGACACUGGACUGGCACACGGCUGGCAUCUAGCAUCUGACAUCAGGCAUCUGGCAUCUGACACUAGCUUAUCUAGGACAGUGGACUGGCACGCUAACGUCUGACAUCUGCCAUCUGGUACGCUGAUAUCUGGCACUGCAGCAACUUAUGUUUGAUGGUGGACUGGUACUUUGGCAUGUGGCACUAAAAUAGCUUAUGUUUGAUGGCCCUCUGGCACUGUCUGAAAUGGCACUAUGACAGCUGACAGGAUUUCAAGUAGCACUUUGGCAUCUUUCACUAUUGCAGCUAAUGUUUGAUGGUAGACUGACGCUUUGACAUUCUGCCCUCUGGCACUAUAGUACUUAAUGUUUGAUGGUAGACUGGAACUCUAACGUCUGGCGCAGUCUCAAGUGGCGCCCUAUAUGUAAUAUGACAACUCGCACUAUAGCAGUUAGCAGGUAAUGUUUGAUGACGGAUUGGGGCUCUGCCAUUAGGCACCAGACAACAGUAGCCACUUGUUGAUGGCAGACUGGCAUUCUGGCACUAUAGUAGCCAAAGUUUGAUGGCAGACUGGCAUUCUGGCACUAUAGUAGCCAAAGUUUGAUGGCAGACUGGCAUUCUGGCACCAUAGUAGCCAAAGUUUGAUGGCAGACUGGCAUUCUGGCACUAUAGUAGCCAACGUUUGAUGGCAGGCUGGCAUUUUGGCACCAUAGUAGCCAAAGUUUGAUGGCAGACUGGCAUUCUGGCAUUCUGCCAACUGGCACGAUAGCAACUCAUCCGGGACAGCAGACUGGCACGAAUCUGCCUUCUAGCAUUGUCGAAGUGGCGCUUCAAGUAGCACUUAAGACGUCUUUUAGUUUUAGUAGAGGUUUUACGGCGCUCGCAACUGCAUAAGGC